ACUAGAACGUUAGCUUGUUGCUGUGUUUGAUAGCAGCAUGUAAAUGAGGCUUCGAAGGCUGGAGUGAGAAAGCAGCAGCGGAGCGGCUACUUUGGUUAGAACUACAGACAAAAGGAGAAUUGGAGACAGAGUUUGCCGCGACAUCAUGGAUUAUUGGGGUGCAUUAGAAGUGUAUAAAGAGAUGGUCAUGCUGUAUGUGGAAGAAGGUCGCCGACAGAUCAACUUCCACUGUUCACACCUGGAACCAUGGCAGAUCAUCGGAGCAGCAGUCAUCACCACUCUGGGAGCAGUCUGGAUGAAGGCCUUCCUCUUCCAGCAAGAAAGUCUCACGUCACGAAUUAAGAAGCAGUGCUUUAGACUCAUCAGAAAAAUACCCUUCAUCGGCGGGGCAAUUCAGAGCCAGCUGAACAAAGCUUUGGACGACAUGUCUGAGAGUCUGUGCACUCUGAAGAAUGGGAUGAGUUACACACAACAGCUGCCUUCUAAAGGCCUCUCUCAGAGCCAAGUGCUGGAGAAAAUCAAAGAACACCAGACUCUGAAUGAGGUGCCCUGGGAGAAAGGAUGUGUUUCUGGUGCAGUGUACUGGGGAGAUGAAUCACUGACCAAGCUGUUAGUUAAGGUGUAUGGAGAUUUUGCAUGGAGCAAUCCACUUCACCCAGACAUCUUUCCAGGAGUCAGAAAGAUGGAGGCAGAAGUUGUUAGAAUGUGUUGCACUCUUUUCAAUGGUGGGCCCAACUCCUGUGGCACAGUUACUUCAGGGGGAACUGAGAGCAUCCUAAUGGCCUGCAAAGCUUAUAGGGACAUGGCAUAUGAACGAGGUGUCAAAUACCCUGAAAUUGUGGCACCUGUCAGUGUCCACGCAGCUUUCAACAAAGCCGCUCACUACUUUGGGAUGAAGUUGGUUCACAUUCCACUUGACAAUAAAACUAUGAAAGUAGACGUGAAGGCUAUGAAAAGGGCCAUCAACAAGAACACAGCCAUGCUUGUCUGCUCAGCCCCACAGUUUCCUCACGGAAUCAUUGAUCCCAUUGAGGAAGUGGCCAAGCUGGCUCUACGUUAUAAAAUCCCACUGCAUGUUGACGCCUGCCUUGGGGGUUUUCUGAUUGUCUUCAUGGCCAAGGCUGGUUACUCACUGGCUCCGUUCGACUUCAGGGUAAAAGGUGUGACCAGCAUCUCGGCAGAUACGCACAAAUACGGCUACGCCCCUAAAGGUUCAUCUGUGAUCCUGUACAGUGACAAAAAAUACCGUCACCACCAGUACUUUGUAGCACCAGACUGGCAAGGGGGAAUCUACGCCUCACCCUCGAUAGCGGGCUCCAGGCCUGGCGGUAUCAUCGCCGCCUGCUGGGCUACAAUGAUGCACAUGGGAGAGAACGGAUAUGUGGAUGCCACCAGGAAAAUAAUCAGCACAGCGCAGAAAAUCAAAUCAGAAAUCAGGAAGAUAAAAGGGAUCUUUGUCUUCGGGGACCCAGAGGUGUCGGUGGUGGCCAUAGGAUCAGAUGUGUUUGACAUCUUCCGUCUGUCUAAUGCACUGACGUCGGAGGGCUGGAACUUGAACACUCUGCAGUUUCCUUCCAGCAUCCAUAUUUGCUGCACAGUUUUGCACACCCAGAAGGGAGUCGCCGAUCAGUUUGUCCGUUGUGUCAGAGAGCAGGUUGCCAUCAUUAUGAAGAAUCCCAAAGAGAAAACCACAGGAAUGGGAGCGAUCUACGGCAUGGCUCAGUCCAUCCCAGACAGAUCCUUGGUAACAGAAAUCUCCCAGGGUUUCCUCGACUGUCUCUACAGCACCGAGGUGCACAAGACAAACACCAACCACAUGAAUGGCAACGGCAAAGCCCACUGACAGUCGUGCACGCUCACCCCUCCCUGUCACCCACUAGAGCUCUGACUUAGCUGCUUAACGGUUGCCUUACUAUACAGCAUAGAAAAACAUCAGUGAAGAUCUGUGAAGCACAAGCCACUGUCACUGUAAUGAGCCCCAGAGGGAAUUAUUUUAAAACUGGGCCCAAAUAGCACAGAGUGACAGCUUCCAAACUGGUUUUAAUUCUUUUGUUCUUUUUUCGUUGUUUUUUUUGUUUGUUUGUUUGUAUUAUCACCUUAAUUAUUGCAACUGUGUGACUUUUUUGUGUUUUAUUAUCACUCAUUUCAAUUUUAGCUUUUGUUCAACAAAUGUUAGUCUCAAUUUCUACUAAUCAUGAAAUAAUUCCAAUUAAAAAAAAACAAACAACAACAACAAAAACAUCAACAAAAACCACCACAACAUUUCAGCCUUUAAAAGACACAGACCACUGAAAGCCCAUAGGAACGCUCUGCUGCCCUCUAGCAUGAAACUAAAUGUACUGCUCCAGAUCAGCACGACGUUUGGAGCUGUGCUGGUGUGUUUGGACUUCACCACCUGACGACUUGUACUGUAGUAAUAAUUCGCUGGAAAAUAGCCUUUAAAUGAACAUGCACUGCAAUGCCCUGACCUCAACAUAUCAGGUUGAAUCUAUAUCACUUGAAACUAAAUUUUUAUCAAACUGUUUUUUUGAAUUCUUAUUUUGUUGCCCAAUGUUCACCAGAGUAGGGUUUGUAGAAAGAUAGACGAAGAUUAAGGUUGAGUUUUUAAACAAAGUAGUUCAGUUUUUGAAGUAUUACCACAUACACAGUGCUGGGUUUAGGGGCAUUGUGACUGACCUCCUGACACUAACCUCUCUAUUAUCUGUAUUUGGGACCAGUACUUGCCAGGGAAGAGAUGGGCCACUUAGGGGUUAAAUGCCCUCGGACGCUGCAUUCCAGAUCAAAGAUGAAGCCAUUAAGCUGAAGAUAUUAAGUCUACGAUAUUAAAACAUGUUUAUCUUUUGAUUCUACAUAAUCAAGUGUUCAAAGUCUUUUAAAUUCACUACACCAUAGUCCAUAGAGAAAAACACCAAAUUAUGCUUCAUUACCACGUUUUUAAUUAGGUGAAUCCAGGACAGAUAUGGGAUGGUUCCAGUCUCCACUGUGUCAAAUACUUCACACACAGAUCUUAAAAAUGGAUUAUCUGUGCUUUUUUUAUUAACAAGGGACUGUUAAAUUAUAUAUAUUCUAAUAAUAUACAGAGUCUGAUAGUAAUCGUCCUUAGUGACUUAUUCUUACACAGAUGUUGGUUGUAAUGUAUUGGGACAUGUUACAGCCUUUAAUCACAGACUGGGCUGAAGGUUGUUUCCAUCUCUGUUCCACUGUCCAGUGUCAGGCGGUGUUUUUCUCACCUCAUAGUCACCUGUGUACUUCUUCAUUUUAAAUAUUGGUCUAAAUCUACCUCAGUUGUUACUCAAUGCAACUCAUCCAUCCAUAGAAACACAGUCUAACAGGGCGUCUUUGUUUUUACCACUUCACACACAACGGUCACUAUGUUGAGGCAACAUUAACACACGGCAAUAAAGUGUUCUUAGAUUUUGAUGGAGAUCUCCGUCCUCUGGAUCUGGCAUUUAAUUAUGGAAUGGUGUCGCUCAGCGUCAACUGUACCAUCAGAAAAACUUUGGCUUUUGUUCUAUUUAUACAACGUGUUUUCUUACGAUUGCUCUUUGACAUUGUGAAUUUCUUUGAAAUUAUUGUCCAUGUUUGUGCAAUAUGUAAUAUAAUUUUCUUUUUAUUAACGAGGAACAGACGGGGCGCUCCACUAUAAAUGUUUUGAGAGAUGUUUUCGGAACCGGUUUAGAAUGGCAUUAUUUGUGUGAUUUAUCGUUUCGUGUUCAAGGCAGUUAAAUCAUGUUGGGUUUUUUCAGCCACGGAGCAGUUUUAUAAUGAGACAUGGUUGUAUUUGGUUUAAUACAUGUGCAGGGAUUUGUUUUUAAUCUUUUAUCAUUCACCUAAUAACAAACUAAAGAAAGCAAAGCCUAAACAGAAUGGUUAACCCAACUAUUACUCAUCAUAUUUGUGUUAGAGAAGGCGUGAUGAAUGAAUGGGCAAAAACUGUUUAAUAAACAAUUUUAAUGCACUGU
Molecule: messenger RNA, 3962 nt
Organism: Cynoglossus semilaevis (tongue sole)
Lineage: Eukaryota; Metazoa; Chordata; Actinopteri; Pleuronectiformes; Cynoglossidae
Gene: sgpl1
Product: sphingosine-1-phosphate lyase 1
Exons: 14
Coding region: 146-1843 (565 amino acids)
Biological process (GO): carboxylic acid metabolic process; sphingolipid catabolic process
Cellular component (GO): endoplasmic reticulum
Molecular function (GO): sphinganine-1-phosphate aldolase activity; pyridoxal phosphate binding
Source: RefSeq, a predicted model, not a curated record